AUGCUGCCUCGCCAUCUGCCUGGCGGUCAAUUGCCCAACAACGGGCUGACCUACAACACGUGGUACCCGCCGCUGAACAGAGUCAAAGAAGAUAUGAACAGCACCGCGGGAGAUCGGUUCAUCGCCUACAUCAUAAGCUGCCUGUGUGGGCCACUACAAGGCAAAGAGUUCAUCGUCAAGGUCGCCGCGCUCCUGGCGUGCCAGAAAGUCCGCGAAGCGCCCGAGGAAUGUGACGACGGCCUGUCGGACAACAGUACCAACUUGUUGUUCGAGUUUGACAAGGCACUGAACUUUAACUUUGGAAACAUGCUCAUCACCAUCAAAGAGCUCGAACAGGUUUUGAUGUUCUCCGCGCGGAUUUGGGAAAUCCAUGCGCCGGAAGACACCGUUCACCCCGGGACAUUGCCAGCGACUUUCGACCUCUGCGACGAUUCGGUGUCGAGAAAGAUGCUGUACAUGUACUGCUGCGUACGAAUCUUGUUUCCUCCAGCCAUACCCUAG
This is a messenger RNA of Colletotrichum abscissum, 501 nucleotides long. RefSeq lists its product as uncharacterized. Lineage: Eukaryota; Fungi; Ascomycota; Sordariomycetes; Glomerellales; Glomerellaceae. The record is from RefSeq and is a predicted model, not a curated record. Bases 1 to 501 code for a protein of 166 amino acids. The transcript has a single exon.